AUGGACGAGAACGGAGAUCAAUGUAUGCAAGAUCAAAGGUCGAUAUGGAGGGAUAAAAAAAGACAACAGAGAAAAUCACUCACUCCAGAACAAAGAGAUCGUCAAAAUGCAAAAAGGCGACUCAGCUAUGCAUGUGAAAACCAAUCAGAUGUUAUAGGUACUCCUGAAAGCCAACCUCAAACUCCAAGUUCGGAAGGGCCUGUGAUUGUUACCAAUACUCCCAACACUUUGGGAGUUAGAAGGGCUAUUACAGACAUCACAAAUCGUGCCCAUAAUGUCACGACUGGAUAUGAAAGGCGUGAAAUGCAACCUAUUGAUGAACUUCGUUUACUCGAUACUCGGGCAAAUCUAGAAAAUCGGUUUUUUAGUGUCGGUGAAAGUAGCGCAACCACUGUGACCAUCCCAGACCCAACAUCAAACUCAAGCGGUAUGCCCAAUCGAUUCUUUUGUGUUGGCGAGAGCAGUACAACCAAUGCACGUAUACCAUACCCUACUUCAGACGAUGGGGAAUUCCCGCGCUUUGUUGAGGCGGAAAAUGAAAUACGCAUGCCUGGCAUAUUAUUCAAUGUCGGUGAAAGUCGUGCAAUCGACACCAACAACAUAUCAAACCCCAUUUCUGAUGAUAUAAGGGUCUGGAAAGUAGGGAGAACUGGGAAGGUCAACUUACCUGAUUUUCCAUUAUCCUCUGAUAUGCUUGAUUUAUAUUCUGAUCAAUCGGAAUAUGGGGCUCAUUUUAGGCAAAACAUCCGUAAGUACAACCACGUCUUUUCAUUCACUUCAAUGGGAGUUCAUUUAGAUGACGAACUAGCAAAUGCACGUCAAGGCGUUUACACAUUCCGUGCACAAGGUUCAAUUUACCAUCGUAUUGGAGGUUUCUUACCUUUGAACGAAGGAGAUCGUCCUCGAUUUCUUCAACUCUACAUUUAUGAUACUGAGCAUGAAAAUGAAAAUCGUGCAGCAGAGAAUUCAUCAUUACGCCUCGAUGUCAUCGACAGAAUCAAGAAUAUUUUGAAUGCUCACAAUCCUUUUGUCCACAAUCUCCGCCAUCUUGCUCAGCGUAGUGACUUAAGUGAUUGCAAAUUUGUCAUCAAAGAGCAACCUACAAAUAAACAUCAAUACUCGAUGCCGACAGCUUCGCAAGUAGCAGCAGUUGUCGUUGGAGGUGAUGACAUUUCCAACUUGAAGGAUAGGGACAUCAUGGUAGAGUCAGUAACUGGGCAACUAAGUUAUAUCAAAGACACUGCCGGUUAUUAUGACCCACUGCAGUAUCCUCUACUGUUCCCUUAUGGUUCUUACGGCUGGGAUUUAAACAGUCGAAGUUCCACUGGUAAAAAGUUGACGUGCCGGGAAUUCUAUGCAUACAUGUUUCAGAUUGCACUCAACCAAGAUAAGAUAUGUGCUGAUUUGUACAAGGGUUUAGAGGAUUCUUUACAUGCUGGAGAGCAUAACACAGAAAAUGUUGGACGACGGACCAUACUACCGUCUUCAUUCGUUGGAAGUCCAAGAGAUAUGCACCAGAGGUAUCAAGAUGCCAUGGCAUUGGUUCAUAAGUUCGGCAAGCCCGAUAUAUUUCUUACAAUGACAUGCAAUCCAUCUUGGCCAGAGAUACAAUCAGAAUUGUUGGCCGGACAAGUUCCAAACGAUCGUCCAGAUCUGCUGACACGGGUUUUUCAUGCUAAACUUGAAGAGUUGAAAAAGGAUGUUCUAGAAAGGGGCGUCCUCGGAACGGUUGUUGCUUAUGUAUAUGUGAUUGAAUUCCAAAAGAGGGGUCUUCCACAUGUUCAUAUGUUAUUAAUUCUUGAUCAAAAUGACAAGCUAACCACUCCGGAUGACUUUGAUAAGAUUGUGAGAGCAGUGAUUCCUGAUGAACAACAAGAACCAAAAUUGUAUCAGGUAGUUCUUAAACACAUGAUUCAUGGCCCAUGUGGUGUUCUCAACCACAAAUCCCCGUGUAUGAAACAAGGAAGUUGUAAGAAAGGAUUCCCUAAGGAAUUCUCCAAUGAUACAAAGCAAGGAAAUGACUCAUAUCCUCUUUACCGUCGUCCACAAGAUCGUCCAGCAGUACCGUUGCGUGAGAAUUCACGAGUUCGUGUAGAUAAUCGGUGGGUAGUCCCAUAUAAUCCAUUUUUGCUCUUAAAGUACGAUUGUCACAUCAAUAUUGAGAUAUGCAGCAGCAUCAAGUGUGUCAAAUAUCUGUAUAAGUACAUCCAUAAGGGUUCAGAUAGAGUUUCAAUGGAAGUUCAUAACGGAGAUGAGAUUGCACAAUAUGUCGAUGCACGGUGGAUUUGUGCACCCGAAGCUAUGUGGAAACUUUACAAAUUCCCCAUGACUAGAAUCUGUCCUGCCGUAGAUCGUUUGCAGGUUCAUUUGCCAAACAUGCAUCAAGUGAGGUUCGAAGGGAACCAGCAAAUCUCAAGCGUGUUAGCGAACCCAAGAAACUCUAAGACGAUGCUCACUGAAUUUUUCAAGAUGAAUUCAGUCGAUCCAAAUGCAAGGAAAUAUCUUUAUCGAGAAUUUCCUGAGCAUUACAGAUGGUUAACGAGUUCACGUGAAUGGCAGAAGAGAAAAAGUACACAACGAGUUAUGGGUCGAUUGUAUGUAGCUUCACCAUUGGAAGGAGAACGAUUUUAUUUGAGAAUGUUACUCAAUCAUGUGAGGGAGCGUACAUCGUUCGAACAUUUAAGAACGAUCAAUGGCGUCACACACCCUACAUUCAGGGCUGCAGCUGAAGCCCUCGGUCUAAUCGAAAAUGACGAAAGCAUUCGUCAAUGUCUUUUAGAAGCAUGUUCAGUACGAAUGCCAUCUGCAUUACGUCGGUUACUUGCAACCAUAUUGGUAUACUGUCAACCAACUGGAUUACGAGCACUCUGGGAUGAGUUUUUCCCUUACAUGGUUGAGGAUUAUCUAGCCUCAAACACAACAAGUAAUUAUGUUUUCCUCACUAACAAACUUUUGCAAGACAUAGAUAGGUUAUUAAGACCACUUAGAAAAAGGAUUUCUGACUACACGGAGUUGCCAAGCUUACCUGAAUGUACUGAUGACAUUGACGAGCUUCCUUCUAUCAUGGAAGAGUACUUUUCUGUUCCGGUUCCAGAUGAGGAUUUGGCAUGCGUUGGCACUCUCAAUAGUGACCAACAAGUUGCAUACGACACAAUAAUGAAUGCUGUCAUUUCAAAGGCUGGCUGUUCUUUCUUCGUCGAUGGUCCUGGGGGAACCGGAAAAACAUUUUUAUACAGAGCCCUUCUUGCUACUGUAAAGAGUAGAGGCGAAAUAGCUAUCCCCACUGCAACAUCUGGAUUUGCAGCAACGUUGUUGCACCAGGGAAGAACAUCACAUUCGACUUUUCAGCUUCCACUUAAUCCAGACAGCUCAUCAACUUGCUCAUUUACCAAACGUUCUAAAACUGCAAUUCUCCUAAAAAAUUCUGCCAUUAUCGUAUGGGAUGAGGCCCCAAUGACACACAGAUAUCAAUUUGAAGCUGUUGAUCGAUCACUCAAGGAUUUAAUGGGGAAUGACUUGCCGUUUGGGGGAAAAAUUAUUGUGUUCGGUGGUGAUUUCAGACAGGUUUUACCGGUGGUUCGAAACGGAACUAGAGCUCAAAUGAUUGACGCAUCUUUUUUCAGGUCCCCUAUGUGGAGACAUAUUCGUAUUUUGCGUUUGAGAGAAAAUAUGAGAUCAAUUGAUGAUAACGGCUUUGCUAAUUUCUUACUCUCUGUUGGGAACGGUAAUGAACCUACUGUUUCAGAUCAGAUGAUAAGGUUACCAACUGCCAUGAUUAUACCAACAGUGGCAGAUAGUUCGAUCGAGGCUUUGAUCGACCAAAUCUUUCCAAGUUUAAGUGAGCAUGUUGGUGAUGGAAAUUUUAUAGUUGAAAGGGCGAUCAUCACACCCCUGAACGAAGACGCUGAUAGAAUAAAUAAUAAGGUUGUCGAAAAGUUUCUCGGAGAAGGAAAAACGUAUUAUUCGUUUGAUUCUGUUCCUGAAGAUAAGAGAAAUUUGUACCAACAAGAGUUUUUGAAUUCGAUUUCUGCGUCGGGAUUGCCUCCCCAUGCUCUCACCCUGAAACCUGGGGUACCCUUAAUGCUUUUGAGAAAUAUUGAUCCUAAACAUGGUCUUUGCAAUGGAACACGGUUUCUUUGCCAUUCAUUAAAGGACAAUUUUAUUGAUGCUGAGAUAUUAACCGGACAUUCUAGGGGGAACAGAGUGUUUUUGCCAAGAAUUCCCUUGAAAACUGCUGAAGAUAUUAAAUUGCCAUUCGAGAUGGUCAGAAAGCAAUUUCCUGUGAAGUUGAGUUUUGCCUUGACUAUCAACAAGUCUCAGGGACAAACUAUUCCACAUGUUGGGAUAUACCUCCCCGAUCAUGUAUUUAGCCACGGCCAGCUAUAUGUGGCAUUAUCACGAGGAAUUUCAGAGAACACGACAAAGAUCGUGGUAUAA
This is a messenger RNA of Spinacia oleracea (spinach), 4437 nucleotides long. RefSeq lists its product as uncharacterized. Gene Ontology annotation, biological process: telomere maintenance; DNA repair. Gene Ontology annotation, molecular function: DNA helicase activity. NCBI's taxonomy places the organism in Eukaryota, Viridiplantae, Streptophyta, Magnoliopsida, Caryophyllales, Amaranthaceae. The coding region runs from base 1 to 4437 and encodes 1478 amino acids. The record is from RefSeq and is a predicted model, not a curated record. The transcript has 5 exons.